Psylliodes chrysocephalus is the source of this 714-nucleotide messenger RNA. Lineage: Eukaryota; Metazoa; Arthropoda; Insecta; Coleoptera; Chrysomelidae. The record is from the annotation of a GenBank genome assembly.
AUGCAGACAGAUAAAUCUGCAAACGAAAAAGCGACGUAUAAUAUAUGUAAAAGGACAACCUCUUUGGGUGGAAGAGGAAGACAUGCGAACACUUCAAACUUAAAAUCACAUUUGGAAAAGUAUCACGAUGAAGAAUUUCGCAAUGUUACAAGAAAAGAUACUAAAGAACAAAUAUCUCAUAUUAAAAAUAUAAUAAAAAGGCAACAUACAGCAGCUGAAGUGGAUCCAGAAUCUUUGGAAGAUGAAGAUAAUAUUCCCUUAAGCCAUUUACAAAAUAAGCAAAAUACAUUUUGGGAAACUUUUUACAGCAUUGCUUCUACUUCGGCUUCCGAGACCAGUACUACAAAAUACAUGAAGCAAGGAAGUGAAAAUGAAAUAAUAUUAUAUUUGGAAUCUUCAACUCUAUUAAAAGAUAAAUCUUCUUUUGAGUGGUGGGAGGCAGAAAAAAAUAAAUUUCCCAGUUUGUACAACGCAGCUUCAGUCUACCUUUCAGCACCCGCUGGCAGUGUGUCAAGUGAACAACUUUUUAGUGAAUUAGAAUUAGAGAUGGAUCGAGACCCAGAAGGGGUUGAAGGGGAGGAGGAUGAAAUAGCUGUCGAGACAGUAACACAGGGGAUGGAAAAACAGGGGGAAGGGACGCGUGGAGGAGGGGAAGGAAUAGAGCAAGACGAUGAAGAGUAUGAUUCUGAUGACAUUGAAUGGUUUAACGUAUGA